AUGGAAGACCUUGAAACUAACGUCGUUGUUGAAAACAAUAUAGAUGAAGACAAGGUACUAUACAGUUAUCCUUUUAAAUAUUUUCAUUUAUUAAUAUAUGCUUUUAAGAAUUAUUACUUUAAUAUUUAUUUGAAAAAGGUACAUAAAAAUAAUAAAAUUAAAAGUAAUUCAAUUGAAGAUUAUAAAAAGGAAGAGUUUAUUGAGAAUGUGGAGGAAAUCCAAGAAGUAUCACCAUCAUCAUCUUCGUCGUCUUCGUCAUCAUCAUUCAAUAUUUUAAAAAGUCAAUAUAAUUAUAAAAAAAAGAAAAAAAAUAAAUAUUGUGAUAUAAAUAAUAAAUUAAAUUUUAUAAAAUAUAAUGAAAAAAGGAAAUGCACCAACCGUUCUUAUAAUAAUCGUUAUUAUAAUGAUUAUCUUAAAAAUGAUAAUCUCUCAAAAUAUGUCUCUUCUAGAAAUAACAAAAAAAAUUCGAAUUUAAAAAAAAGUUCCAAUUUAUUUAUUAAUGAAGAACAGCCUGAACAAGGUCAGGAGGAUUUUAUAGAAUAUUCUGAACAAGACAUAAUAAAAUUAAUUUAUUAUUUUAUGGAGAAUUUUAUUUUUAAUAAGAAAAAGGAGAAUAGAGAAAAAAAUGCAAAACAAUUAGGAGAUAAAACAAAUGAAUAUGUAGAUAUGUAUAAGAAAAAAUCUAAUAGUGAUAAAAAUGUGAAAAAAAAAAAAGAAGGAAAAAUAAAUAUAAAAGUAAAGAAUAUUUCUCCAAUGAAUGUUGUUAAUAAGAAUGUUGAGCUAGCUGUUAUGGGAUGUGACACGGUUUCAUUGUCAUUACCUGAAGAGAUAAAAGGAAAAAAUGACUCAGUUAUAAUAGAAGAAAUAGAUGAAAAAAGAAAUGGAGAUGAUAAAAUAGGAACUGUAUUAAAUGAGGAGAAUGUAAAAGGAAAUUUAUUAAAUGGUUUAUUGUUAUGUAACAAAGAAGAUACAGAAGAGGUUAUGAAUAAAGAAGUUUUAUUAAAAGAAAAUAAUAUAAAUGAUAUAAUGAAAAAGGAUGUUUAUAAUAAUAAUAAUAAUAAAAAUAAUGAUGAUAAUUUAAAUGUGGAGAAUAUAGAAAAUGAUAUCAAUUCAACAACCUUAUGUUUUAAAGAAAAAAAUUUGAGCGAGCCUUCUGAUGCAACUCAUAUGAAUAAUGAGUAUGAAGGAAAGAGUAUUCAAAAUAAUGGAGACACCAUUGAUGAUAAUAUAAUAGAUGAUGAAAAAGAAAAUAAAAUAAUAAAGGAUGAAAAGGAAUAUAUGGAAAUAGAAAAUAAUGAUGACAUUACAAAUGGUUGUAAAAAGAAUAUGAAUAAAGAGAUAUCUAUAAAAUUGGGAAUAAAAAAAUGUGUUGAAGAGUCAAAUAAUAUAUCGGAUGCGUGUAAAGAAGAAGAAAAAUUAAAAAUUUUACAAAUAAUUGAUAAUUAUUUACAAAAAAAUGAAAUGUUUUUUAAUAUGAACGAUAUAUUUUAUCCUUUUACUAUUAAGAAUUUUAAUUUCUAUAAAAAUAAAAAUGAGAAGAAUAAAAUGAAGAGAAAUUCGAUAACGGAGAGGAGAUUUGUAAGUAAUAAAAAUAAUAAUAUAAAUAUAUAUAAUAAUAAUAAUAAUAUUUGUGGUAGUGGUUCAUUGAAUAAGAUUCAAUGUAACAUUUCAAAUAGUAAGAGUGUGUAUACAACUGAAGAGAGUAAUAAUAAUUGCCCAUCAAAAGAAUAUAUUAAAAAUAAAAUAUAUUUUAGCAAAUUAAAAAUGGGUUUGAAUAUGUUAUUGAAGCAUGAGAAAAAAUCCAAGAGAGGAAGACGAACAGGAGGAACUAAUAAAAAUUAUAAAAAAGAAUUAGAUGAUGAAAAAAAAAAGGAAUUGAUAGAUUGUGACAGAUUGAUACGUGAUUCAUCAAAAAAGGUUAAUAAGGGUAAGAAUAAAAAUAAGCUCACUGAUAAUAAUAAUAAUAAUAAUAAGAGAAACAAUAAUAUGGAAGAAAAUAUGUUAGAUGUCAUGAAAGAUAAUAUGAAUAAUAAUAUAAAAAAUAAUUAUGUUUAUAGUGGGGGUGUUACAAAUAUUGGUAAUGUAAAAAAUCAAUUAGCUAAUUAUAAUUUUCUAUAUGAAAAUGAAAAAGGAUAUAAUAAUAUAAUAAAUAAGGAUACCAAUAUGAUGAGAAGAAAUAUGUUGAAUGUAGUAGAUAAUAGUCAUAUGAGUAUGUGUAAUUCAAAAACUGAUGAUAAUUCUAAUGUUUUAAAUAAGAAUGAAUCAAUGUUUAAUGGUACGAGUACAAAUAAUGUUAUAAUGAAAAUUAAUAAUAAUAAUAAUAAUAUUAAUAGUAACAACAAUAAUAAUAAUAAUAAUAAUAAUAUGAUUAUGUUUGCAGAGAAUAAUGAAUCUAAUAACAGAGAAAAUAUUUAUAACAUAAAAAAUGAUGGAAUGUACUACGAUAAGAUGAAUAAUAAUAUAAAAAAUAUGGAUGAUAAUUAUAAUAAUAAAAAUGACAAUGUUGUAAGUUUUAGUAGUAGUCAAGUGAAUCCAGUUUAUAACGCUGAAGAUGAUUAUAAGAAUAAACCUCCUAAUGUUUGUAAUACAUAUAGGAAUAAUUAUAUACAUAAUAUGAAUAAUGUGAUGAAUUAUUCUAGAAAUAGCCUGAAUCCUUUAUUAAAUGAGAAUACUGUAAAAAAUGAUGAAGAUGGUAAUAUAAAUUAUUUAAAUAAUAUAGAAAAAAAUAAGAAUAUGGAUAAUGUUAUAAUAAGAAUGUAUAAUAAAAAGAAUAACACACAACAUAUGAAUGUUCCAACUAAAGAUUUUAAAAAUGAUGUAUAUAAUAAAACAGGACAUGUAAACACAUUUAAUGGAAUGAAAAGUAAAACAGCUUCUUUAAAUAAUGCAGUAGCUGGUUUAAUUCCAAAUGAACAGAUGACAAAUGAAGAUAUAUAUAAUGUUAGAUUUAAAAGUGAUGAGAAUUAUUAUAAUCCCAUGAAUAUGAUUGGAUAUAUGGAUAAAAUGAAUAAUAUGAAUAAUUUAAAUGUCACAAAAUUUACCAGAAAAAAUAAUAAUAAGAGUAAUAAAAAUAAUAAGAAUAAUAAGAAUAAUAAAUAUAGUAAAGGUAUAAGUAAGGAUAAAAUAAAAAGUGGGGAUGGUAAGAAUAAUAAUGAUAGUAGUAAUAGUCUUCAAAUAUUUGAAGAUAAUAAUGAUGAAUAUAAGGAUGAUGAAUAUAGGGAUGAUGAUGAUAAUAAUAAUAAUAAUAAUAACAAUAAUAAUAACAAUAUUAAUGUUAAUAAUUAUAAUAAUAAUAAAGAAAGUCAUCAGGGACAUAAGUCAAACGGUGAUAAUAAAAAAGAUAAUGAUAGGAAUAAUUGUUAUGACAACAAUUAUAAAGAAUAUUGUAAUCAUAAUAAUAAUCAAGAUAAAGAUGAUAAUGAUAAUAAUAAUAAUAAUAAGAUACAUAUAAAUAAUGAAGGUAAUAAUAUAAUAAAUUCUUGUAAUAAUAAUACGAAUUAUUUUGAUACACGAGAAAAAUAUAUAUCCAUAGAACAAAAGAAUUUUUAUUUAAAAAACGAAAAAGGAAAGAAUGAUGAUAAGUUUGUAAGACAGGAUCAAAAUUGCAUACCUACCAUAAGCAAUUGUAAUAAUAAUAUUAAUAAUAAUAAUAAUAAUGAUAAUAUGAAUAAUAAAAUGAGUAGGUAUAUAAAUUUUAAUAACAACGUUAAUAUAAAUAAUUAUAAUAGUACUGAUAAUGAUAAAUCUUUAUAUAAUGUAAAGAAUAUUAUAAAUAAUAAUGAAGAGAGAGGAAAUUUUAGUUAUAUAAAAAAUGUUAACAAUAUAAACAAUAUGAAUAAUCUUCAUAAUAAUAAUAAUAUAUUGAGAAAUAAUACCUUUGAUCGAUGUGAUAAUAAUAAUGCUGUUCAUAUGAAUUAUUAUGAUGAUCAGUUGUAUAAUGUGUUGAAUGAAGAAGAAGAAGAUAAAAAAAAGAAAAAAAGAAAAAAAAAAAAAAACACAUCUAUUAUUAAUAAUAAUGAUAAUAUUAUUAAAGAGACACAACAGGAUUUUUAUAUAACAAAUAAUAUUAAUAAUAAUAAUAAUAUGAUGAUGAAUACACACAAUAUGUCACAGAAUAUUAUAUAUGAUAAUCAUAACAAUGUAGAUUAUUUAAAUGUAAAUGAUAAUAAUAUAAACUUAUUGAAUGACAAAAAAAGUGAAUACCAAAAGAAGACGAAUAAGAAAAGUGAGGGAAUAAUGAAUGGAAAAAAAAAUAAAAGAAAAUAUCAAAGAAAAGAUAGUAAGAAUAUAAAUGAUGCGAAUGUGUUGACAGGUAAUAAUUCAGGGUUUAAUAUAUUGCCUUCAUUGUUCACAAAUGAUGAAAGUAAGAUUGACAUUAACAAUAAUAAUAAUAUUAAUAAUAUUAAUAAUAAUAAUAUUAAUAAUAAUAUUAAUAAUAAUAUGUGUACCUACUAUAAUUAUAAUACAUACGAAAUAAUACACAAUGAUAUUAAUAAUGAUGAUAAGAAGAAAAAAAAAAGUGAUAGCAAGAGAAAAGAUCGAAAUAGUAAAAAGAAAAUAAAUAUUAUUCAAAAUAAUGAUAAUAAUAAUAAUAAUAAUAAUAAUAAUAAUAAAGAAUGCUUUGAAAAUAUUGAAAUGAAUAAUUAUAAGCAAGAACAUGAAAGAGUUACAUAUGAUAGUAUAAAUAAUAAUGGUAAUAUUCAAAAAGGUGAUUAUAUUAAGAACAAUAUUUAUAAUAAUAAUUAUCAUCUUCAAGAUGUUAACACGAAUAGUGUUAGUAGUUUAAAUAAAGCAUCAAGUUUUAAUACUAUAUUUACAAAUUCUAGGAGUACCUUUCAAAAGAGUUUAUCCUUUAAUAGUGAUAUGACAAACACAAAGGAUGACAUUAACAUGUCAGGUCAUAAUAAUAGUAUAUCUACAGGUAAUUCUGUACAGAAUAUAAAGAAUGGAAAUAAGAAUCAUAUAAAUAAUGUUGAAAGUGUGAAUAAUAUGGAUAUAAUAAAUAAUGCUGAUAUUAUAAAUAAUGCCGAUAUUUUAAAUACUUCUAAUAGUGAUUAUAAAAACAAGUUAGAUAUUAUUAACAACAAAUUGUAUGAUCAAUUUAAUAACUUAAAUAACGGAAGAUAUCAUAGUAGUAAUAUUUAUAAAGAUAAAAAUUCUCGUUUAAAUAACUCAAUAAAUAAAAAUAUGCAUUUAAAAUAUAAUACAAAUAAUAUAAUUAUUAAUAAUAUGAAUAAUAAUAUAUUUCCUAACGAAUAUAAUAAUAAACAUAUUUGUGGAAGUGAUGACAAUAUGUUUAUGAAUAAAAAAAAAGGAUCAUCUUUAUUUAUAUUGAAUGAGAAAGAAAAAUGUACUUUAAAGAGAAAGGUUACAACUACGACAACUGGAAAUAAUAAAACAUAUAUUAAUAAUAAUAAUAAUAAUAAUAAUAAGGGUAAUAAGAAAAUAAAAAAAAUGAUUGGAACGAAUAUAUGUAAUAAUAAUGAUGGUAAUGGUGGUGGUGGUUGUAGUGUUUCUGCUGCUGCUGUUGAUAAUGAUGGUAAUGAUGAUGUUGUUUGUAAUAGAAGUAAUAUAUCUUCUAUAGUAAAUCAAGAUGAAAAUAGAAUAAAUGAAUUUAGUAAUAAUAAAAAUACAUAUAUAUCUAAAAAUUUUCAGGAGAAUGAUAUGUUUAUUGAAGAAUAUAAUAAUCAAAUAAUGCAUGCUGGAAAUCAUGACAAUACAACUAAUAAUAGUACUACUGGUAGUCAAAACAUGCAAGGUAUCUAUGAUAAUAAUAUGUAUACAAAGAAUGUUGGCUAUUUGAAUAAUUCAAAAGAUGUGAAGCAUAGAGGAAUGACAACAUAUAUGAAUGAUAAUGAUACUGGAGUGAUGAAAAUGGAGAUGUCUAUAUUGUAUAACGAUAAGAAUGUAAACAAUAAUAAGGAUAUUAUAAAUAAUAAUAAUAUUAAUAAUAGUGGAAGUGAUCAUACGCGUGAUAGCUAUCAAAAUGUUAUAUAUAAUAAUGAUAAUGUUAAUCACAAUAACGAUGAUAAUAAUAAUCGAGUAGUUGUAGUAUCAAACGAGGGGAACAAUAAUAUUAUUAUGAAUAUGAAUGAAGAAAAUAAUUUGUUUAAUAUUAUGGGUAGCGAUGAAAAUAGGAAAAAUGGGAUACUACAACAAAUAAUUGGAAAUAAUAAAAAAAAUGAUUACAAUGAUUAUAAUAAUAAUAAUAAUAAUAAUUGUAGUAGUUCAUAUAAAAAUGAUGUUAUAAAAUAUGAUGGAUCAAGAACUUCAUGCUUAUCAAAUAUAAACAAUGAAUGUACAAGACGAAUGACGUUAAACAACGAUGAGAGUAAUAAGAGUUAUGAUUUAAAUGAUCAAGAUCAAGUUUCUUAUUUUCAUUAUAGAAACCAGAUGAAUAAUUAUUACUAUGAUAAGAUGAGUGAGUCUUAUAGAGGUAAUAUGCAGGAUCAAUAUAAAGGUAGAGAUGAUAAUAUGGAAGGGGUGGCUGUGAAACGUAUGAAGAAUUCAAAGAAAAAGAAAAAUGCUACAAUAAAUGAUAAUAUAAAUGAUAAUAUAAAUGAUAAUCUAAAUGUCAAUAUGAAUAACAAUAUAAAUGACAAUAAUAUUAAUAGAAGCAGAAAUAAGAAAAAUAAAAACAUCCACAACAAUAAUAUUACUAAUAGUAAUAAUAAUAAUAAUAAUAAUAAUAGAGAUGAUAAUAAUAAUAAGGUAAAUUUUUCUUUUACCACUCCCAUAAGACAAAAUAUAUAUAACAAUGAAAAUAUGUUAAUUCACAAUGAUAUCCAUACAAUGAAUGAGAAUAAAGUUUGUAAUACAUCUUCUUUACCUUUCAACAAUGAUGAAAUAAAAGGUUAUGAAGAUAAUAAUACAAAUAUUAGAAGAACAUAUAUGGAAUAUCAUCAAGAAAAUAGUUUAAAUGAUAAUCAUUCCAUAUUCAAUGAAAUAAAAAUUAAGAAGAAAAAAGGAAGAAAACCAAAAAUAUCUCUAAUACAAGAAGAAAGAAAUAUAAAUUUACAAGAUAAUCAACUUUAUGAUGUAGAUAAUAAUUUAAAAUCAUAUGUCAAUGAUGAUCAUACAUAUAAUACAACUCAUAAUAUAAACCAAUCUAUAAAUCGCAACAUUAAUCAUACAAUGAAUCAUAAUAUUCCUAUUGAUCAUAAUGAUAAUAAUUUGAUUACAAAUAAAGAUAUGGAUAAGAAUAAAACGAACAAUGAGUGUAAAAGAAAAGUAAAAAUAACUAGAAAAACGACUGAUAUAAAAUUAGGAAAUGAAAAAGUAGAAACUGGUGCCUACGACGAAAAUGGAGAGAAGGUCUCAGGUGUAUGGUAUGAUACUAAUCGAAGACUGUGGAGAGUUAUGUAUAUGGAAAACGACAAGAGAAAAACCAGAGGAUUCUCGCCACGUAUUUAUGGAUUUAAUGCUGCAAGAGAUUUGGCAGUACAAUUAAAAUAUGAAAUGAACAAAAAAAAUAAAAAAUAA
Molecule: messenger RNA, 7482 nt
Organism: Plasmodium adleri (nom. inval.)
Lineage: Eukaryota; Apicomplexa; Aconoidasida; Haemosporida; Plasmodiidae
Product: transcription factor with AP2 domain(s)
Exons: 2
Coding region: 1-7482 (2493 amino acids)
Biological process (GO): regulation of DNA-templated transcription
Molecular function (GO): DNA-binding transcription factor activity
Source: RefSeq, a predicted model, not a curated record